Mycena indigotica is the source of this 2112-nucleotide messenger RNA. RefSeq lists its product as uncharacterized. The record is from RefSeq and is a predicted model, not a curated record. Lineage: Eukaryota; Fungi; Basidiomycota; Agaricomycetes; Agaricales; Mycenaceae. The transcript is spliced from 3 exons. The coding region runs from base 1 to 2112 and encodes 703 amino acids.
AUGUCCGUGAUGUCGACUGCAUCUAUAACAAAGCUUGUUACCAUAUUCGAUCUGUUCUUCGAUCCACAUAUGCAACUUCACCAAGUCCUCUUUCUUCUGACUGUGAUCAUUUCCCUCUACCCACUUUUGCGGCUCCAUCAAAACCAGCGAGCAGAAGCAUAUCGAGGCUCGGCUGAAACGGGCUGGAUUCAUAGUAUCCGAACGCUAUUAUCUCGUGCCUUUAUUUCAAGUGCAGAUGAGACUCAGCUCUUUUGGAUGGAACAAGCGGACCAUGAGCAGAUGGCAAAACAUUGGUCGUUUCGGGUUUCUAAUGAUCUCGACUACAUCUAUCGAUACCUCGGAAUCUCUCCUAACCAGCCCUUUCACCAGAUUUUCCAACCACCCCGGCCUUUACUUGUGACCUCUCGGCUCAACUGCAAAUUUUGCCCUGUUGGACACCGAAAUAUGGUGCCUUCCUUACGACGACGAAGGGCCGCAAAUCCCAAUUCACAAGUUUGGUUACUCGACACAAGCUUCCAAUGGGUUGAGGCAGAUCUGCUGGUUGCAACUUGCUCAAAAUGCAAAUCAGAGUACUAUCCUGACCGGGUUACACGACCAGGUCUAACUCGGGGACAGCGAAUCGACUGGUUGGAGUGGGACGCACGGUUUAUCCGUAUUUCUGUUCAUGGCAUCUGGGUUGAUAGAGCUGUUGCCAAAGCGCAAGAAAAGGCGCUUUACCGGUUUCAUUCUGGAUGGGCCAAUUUUGCCGACUGGAUCAAUGACAGGUUAGAGGAGAAUGCACCACACAAAUUCAGCUAUCGUCAGUCAAAGCGACUAUUUCUCGAACAUUUCGGAAGGCGACUGCUUGUUGCUCAUGGCAAACACUUAUAUUUCUCUCUGCCGGGAAAUGCGAGUGCGCAAACAUUAGCUCUGUCAAUUAGACAACAAAUUGGUCAAGAUCAAGGUUUGAUUCCAGGAGCAUUGGAGCAUGGUUGUAUGGAUUGUACUCAUAUCAAACGAUAUCGAUCUGAUUUGCCAGAGACGCUCGUUGACGGCCAGAGUACUGAUGUCGCUGGGCUGAUAAACUUGGAGCUGGACGCCAACAAUGCCAACCCUGACACACUGCCUGCUAACCUGCCCGAUGAAGUUUCAAAUCAAAAUGCGCCCCCAGCAGGAGAACCUCGCGGUUAUGUACGGAUGAUGGUCAUGGACGGAAAGACAAUCACGCACAAGAAAUGUGCUUUAUUUGCCUGUAAUAAUCCUCUGGUCAAUUACAAGAAUGGACGUUUCUGUCAAGACCAUCUUCUGGAGGGACGCAAAUGCGGUAUCGUUUCCUGCGGGGAGCAUGUGAGCUCUGUCGACUCUCUCACGUGCAAUAAGCCGGAGCAUAUGGCUUGGUAUCGACGGUUUGAUGAACGAUUUCAUCUUUUAUCUUAUCCCGGAGUCAAACGUGUUAUUCGAAGACAAAAUAUCGCGUCUGAAACUGGGGAAGACGGUGGUGGGCCAACACUCGAAAUCAGCCUCCCUGAGCUGGACGGCAUCCCCUGGAACAAAGUCGAACAUACAUUCCGGGCCAGAACAACUUACUGCUUGGAAACCGCUCAAUGGGCCUGUGGAUAUCCAAUUGGCUGGACAAAAUGCUAUCGGGCAGAGAGUCCUUCUGCUAUUCUGGCUUUUAUCGACUAUUUAUGGGAUGGAAAUAGUGCUGCCCGACCUGGUUUCAUUGUUUAUGACAAGGCUUGCGAGCUCCUUCGUCAUAUUGUGACCCAGAAUGCUCGGAGUGACUGGAUCGAGACAACCAAGUUUAUCGUCGACGCUUGGCACUACAUCGGGCACCGAGCGACAGAUAUUCUCUGUCGAGUAAGAUGUAACCCGGCGCCAAUGGAUGGAUCCCAGCCCGAUCUUGUUCUGGUAGAAGAGGAUGACCAUGGUGGUCAGCAUCAAACCCGAGCGUUCAAUACCGAAACAGCUGAACAGCUUAAUUCAUGGCUGAAUGGCUUUGAAUCUCAAUUGCGACAGAUGACAGACGUGAACUAUGACUUUUAUGUCCACGUUUUGAUGCUCCUCUACAGUGAGACGGUGAAUGAACGGAUUGAGAGGCGUGGGACGAGAGCUGGGGGAAGGAUUUUUUGA